AUGUCUUCUCUCAAGCAAUUCAUUCGCAAUGUGCGCUCCGCCAAGACAAUCGCUGAUGAGAGGGCGGUCAUUCAAAAGGAGAGUGCUGCCAUUCGGGCCUCCUUUCGAGAAGAGAGUCAUGACUCCGGAGUUCGGAGGAAUAACGUCGCCAAAUUACUCUACCUAUUCACUCUCGGCGAACGGACCCACUUCGGCCAGAUCGAAUGUUUGAAAUUACUUGCUUCACAUCGGUUCGCCGAUAAGCGACUUGGCUACCUGGGUACCAUGCUGUUGCUGGAUGAGAAUCAGGAGGUGCUGACACUCGUCACUAACUCAUUGAAGAAUGAUCUCAAUCACUCCAACCAGUAUAUCGUCGGCCUCGCCCUUUGCGCACUCGGCAACAUCGCCUCCGUCGAAAUGUCUCGUGACCUAUUCCCCGAAGUCGAAAACCUCAUGUCGACGGCCAAUCCCUAUAUUCGACGAAAGGCCGCCAUCUGUGCCAUGCGCAUCUGUCGCAAGGUGCCUGAUCUUUACGAGCAUUUCCUCGAGAAGGCCAAACAAUUGCUCUCCGAUCGAAACCACGGCGUCUUGAUCUGCGGUUUAACCUUUGCGACUGAUCUAUGUGAAGCCGAGGAAGAGGAAGAAGGUCCAGAAGGUGUUAUUGAAACAUUCCGGCCGCUUGCCGGGGGUCUGGUUCGGGUGCUGAAAGGGUUGACCACGUCGGGAUACGCCCCGGAGCACGACGUUUCAGGAAUCACAGACCCUUUCCUUCAGACUAAGAUCCUUCGAUUCCUACGUGUAUUGGGCCGAGGCGAUGUCCAAACAAGUGAAUUGAUCAACGACAUUCUGGCCCAGGUGGCUUCGAAUACCGAUGCCUCUAAGAACGUGGGUAACUCCAUUCUGUAUGAAGCUGUCCUCACCAUUCUGGAUAUUGAAGCGGACUCGGGAUUGCGAGUGCUCGGUGUCAACAUCCUCGGAAAGUUCUUGUCUAACAAGGACAACAAUAUCCGCUAUGUUGCUUUGAACACUUUGAACAAGGUUGUGGCUAUCGAGCCCAAUGCCGUUCAAAGACACCGUAACACCAUUUUGGAGUGUCUCCGAGACCCCGAUAUCAGCAUUCGCCGGCGAGCGCUCGAUCUCAGCUUCAUGUUAAUCAACGCAGACAAUGUGCGCGUGCUGGUUCGGGAGCUGCUGGCCUUCCUAGAGGUCGCUGAUAACGAGUUCAAGCCAGUGAUGACGACACAGAUUGGUAUCGCUGCGGAUCGAUUCGCCCCGAACAAGCGCUGGCACAUGGACACAAUUCUCCGAGUCCUCAAACUGGCCGGCAACUACGUUAAAGAACAAAUUUUGUCUUCUUUUGUUCGUCUUAUCGCAACCACCCCAGAGCUCCAGACCUACGCUGUCCAGAAACUCUACGCUUCUUUGAAGGAUGAUAUCUCACAGGAAGGGCUCACUCUAGCUGCCACAUGGAGUAUUGGUGAAUACGCGGAUAGUCUGCUGCAGGGCGGCCAAUACGAGGAAGAAGAGCUGGUCAAGGAAGUCCGGGACAGUGACCUUGUCGAUUUAUUCACCAACAUUCUUAACAGCACCUAUGCCACCCAGGUCGUCAUCGAGUAUAUCACUAAUGCGUCGAUGAAACUCACUGUGCGCAUGUCCGACCCAGCUCAGAUCGAGCGCCUCCGUCGCUUCUUUUCGGGACGAACUGCCGACUUGAGCGUGGAAAUUCAACAGCGUGCCGUCGAAUAUACCAAUCUUUUCGGUUACGACCAAAUUCGCCGCGGUGUGCUUGAGCGCAUGCCCGCACCUGAGAUCCGUGAGGAGCAGCGUGUCCUGGGUGCCCCAACGAAGAAACGUCAGAGCAAGAUCCUCAAGAGCAAGCCCACCAAGGCAUCCAAGCCUGCUGAGCAUGACCUUCUUCUUGACUUAGUUGGAGGCUCCGAUGCACCUGUGACCAGCCCCACCUCGAAUGGAUCCAACACCGCCGAUCUGCUGGCAGAUAUCCUUGGCGGCGACUCGGGCUUGUCAUCGCCCUCCCCAGCCCCUGCUGCCCCAAAUAGCAACAGCGCCAUCCUCGAUCUCUUCGGUUCCAAUGGUGCCUCGCAAUCACCCCAGCAAAUACCACCUGCAUCAGCUUCUAUGGAUCUCCUUGGAGGAGGUGCGCCGUCCCAAUCUGCCUCGCCUGCACCAGUCUCGGCGUCAACACCUGCCCAUACAGCAUUCAGCAAAGAUGGCCUCACACUCGCCCUUCAGGUUCAGCGAAGCGGCAACAAUGCUCAAAUCGUUGCCCGUUUCCGCAACGAGACCAACUUCGAGAGUUUCUCCAAUGUCGGUCUCCAGGCUGCUGUACCCAAGAGCCAGCGUCUGCAACUAAGUGCAAUCAGCAAAUCCGAUAUUGAGGCCGGUGAAGAGGGCACCCAGACACUGCGUGUAACUGCAGUCAGCGGGGCUCUCCCACCCAAGCUCCGUCUUCGUCUCCGAGUAACGUCCUCCCGUGAUGGCUCAGCACCAGUCACCGAUCAAGUAGACUGGACCGAGCCAUAA
Molecule: messenger RNA, 2520 nt
Organism: Penicillium chermesinum
Lineage: Eukaryota; Fungi; Ascomycota; Eurotiomycetes; Eurotiales; Aspergillaceae
Product: AP-1 complex subunit gamma
Exons: 5
Coding region: 1-2520 (839 amino acids)
Biological process (GO): receptor-mediated endocytosis; Golgi to vacuole transport; intracellular protein transport
Cellular component (GO): AP-1 adaptor complex; Golgi apparatus; membrane coat
Molecular function (GO): clathrin-cargo adaptor activity
Source: RefSeq, a predicted model, not a curated record